Moneuplotes crassus is the source of this 3298-nucleotide messenger RNA. The record is from the annotation of a GenBank genome assembly. NCBI's taxonomy places the organism in Eukaryota, Ciliophora, Spirotrichea, Euplotida, Euplotidae.
UUGGUUCUUUUUCUUAGCUCAUAAUUGAUCAAAGAUUAAGAUCAUAUAAUAGAUAUAUAAAUAACUUGGAUAGGAAUAAUAAAAUAAAAAACUUUUGAGAGUUUAGAUUAGGUUUUGGUAAAGAAAGUAGAUUUGGGAUAAUUUUAAGAGGGAUGAAAUAUAAAAUUGAUAACUUUUAUUAAAAAUUUAUGAAAGGGAUGAGACAGAUAUUUGAAGGAAAUGGGAUGUACAAAAGCUUCUUUGUGGCUAUUAGAACAAGAAUUUUUUGAAUUUUAUUAUCUGCAACAAAUCUUUAUUUUUUAGAAUAAUUUUAAAACCUUCCAGGAUGUUUGCCUCUCAAUUCUUCAUCACAUAAAAGAUUGCAAUAAAAAAUAUUCACCUUCUGUUAAUUUAAUAGAAACUCAUUUAUAUUUAUUGUGAAAAAGACCAAUUUUUGAUAUGAUGAACCAUAGGUUGUUGUUCUUGUGUUAUCAUAUCCAUAUUUUGACAACCUUCAUCUAAGAUUGAUCACUUCAAAGACUCUUGAAUUUUAGAUACGAAAGAAACAACCCUAAAUAAUGAAACCUCUUCUAUUAUUUAGGCUUAUUUCUAAGCUCACUCGAUUCAAAUAUUGACAUAUUUUUGUAUUUCAUAGCUAAUGUAUGAGGUGAUAGUGUAACAAACUAUUAUAACUCAGCAAUCUAUAGUAGACUCUCUUUUUCUUUUUCUAAAGAUUUUCACUAGAUUAUUUAACUUACCAACUUUAUAUUUUCAAGUUUCCACUUCUGAAAUGUUAGGAAUUUCAGCAAAAAAUAACUGACUCUUUAUCCAUGUCUAAAAAUUAUGAUUUACUUUUAGCAAUUUUCCAUACCUUCUAAGAACCUAUGAGGCUAAGUGCCAGAGUCUGCAGUAUCCUUUAAAAUUUUGAGCAAAUUCUCUUAGUCUAUGAUCCUAAUUCUCAAAAAGUGUGGCUAUUCAAACUUGAGCAAAUUAUUUAAAAUAUUAUGUUAGAAAUCUCAUAUAUCCUCAAGUUUUAGCCUGCAGAAUCCUAAGUUGUUUGGUCCUCUAGUCUUAGUUGGUACUUUAGUUACUCCAUUUUUGUUAAAAUCCAGUGUUAUUCUAAGACAAAUUUCUGACUUCAAGUGAUAGAUUAGCAAUAACUUAGCCAUGAAGACAAACACCUUCAUGCUUUGAUUACUAAUCAUGAAUUUGGCAAGUUAGCUAAUGGCAUAAAUUCUGGCUGGGGACUUUAGUUGAUAUUAUUCUCAAUGUUUUACCAAAUUGAUAAAAGUUUCUGAAGCUUUCCAAAACUUAUUAUUUUUUUGGAUUAGAGGAUAAUUGAAAUAUUUCCAGAUAUAAGCUUCUUUCAAAUGCUAGUAUUAUAUUUCUUUAAUUUGAUACGCAAAUUAUUAGGUUAAAUCAAGAAUCUCCACUAUUUGGUACUGGAAAGAAAGUGGGCAAGUCGGGCUGUCUGACGAAAUGUCAAAGUAUAGAAUUGACAUUUAAAUCAUAUAGAUCAGCAUAGAGUUGUAGAACCCUGCAAUUAUCAUUAAAUAUCCUUUUCUAUUCUUCAAGCGUUAUGCUGAUGCCAACAAUUAUAAACUUCUGCGGCGUGCUAAUUCUGUUGGCUUUUUGUAUUGAUUACAUUGAUAUAUUUUGCUAUCGUUAUAAUAAUCAUAUUAUAACUAACUGAGUCUUUUACAGUGAAUAAGCUUUGCUAAAGUUCAGUGCUGCUUGUAAUUAGAAGAAUAGAAUACGACUAGGAAAGAAAUUAUAGUAUCUUGGAAAUAUGCAUUGGUGCUUAGAGGAAAAUAAUAUUAUUUGCUUAUAGUCUGAGAGUUCUUACGCAAAUGUUUUAUCUUAGUGUUUGCUAUUUUUAAUAAAUAUUCUGAUCUUUAGUCAAAGUGAAGAAUUUCCUCUGUAUUUAGAAGAGGAAGUUUUGGGUUUAUUACUUUUCUGGUUAAUCAUUAUUUAUCUUACUUCUUUGGCCACUAUCUUUGCUAUUUUGUAUCAAUCGUUAAGUAGAUCAUUACAAGCAUUAAUUUUGGGUGAUGGUAUGAGAUUUUUAAUAUUCUUUCAUUUUGAAAUUGUUUUUCAUCGAAAUCUGACUAGUUCAUUGAUAAUUUUUGUAAAAAUCUGGGACAUAAGCUAUAUCAACAAUAAUUUUUAUUGCUAAAAUAAUUUUGUUCCAGUUCUAGAUAAAAUUUAUUAAAGAAUUUCAUUAAUGCUUAUUUUAAAUCAUGAUAAGAUCUUAGUGAAGCAAAGUAAUCUAUGAACUUUCUUUCCAUCUCAUAAUCAAAUCUUUGAGUUUGAGGGUCUAAUGAUCUCAAAAUGCUAAAAAUUUAACUCACAAUGUUCAUUCACCAAUUCUUCUUUAACUAUUUUUAGACAGAUGAUGAAUAACAGAAAAUAUCAACUGAAACAAAUGUUUUCUUGGUCUAAAAACUUGAAAAAUGGACCCUGGACAAACGAGGAACAUGCUCAAUUUAUAAAAUGACUCAAAACAUAUGGAAUCAAUUGGCCCAAGCUUAGAGAAAUGAUUCCAAGCAGAACUAGACACCAAAUCAAGUCACAUCAGAGAAGGUACUUCUAUCAAAUCAAGAAGCAUUUUGGUCUUGAAGACCCCAUGGAAUACAUUCUUGCUAAUAAGUGAGAUAACCUCAGAUUCUAUAAAAAUGGUAAGACUCAUGAUGAAGGAAAUCAAGAAAUUGAAGACGAAGGAAUAAGCCAGACUUGUAAGAAUGCUAAGAAAAGAGAUUCAAAAUAUUUUGAAAAAAAGCAAGAAGAAGAGUUUGGACUUGAGAAAAUAUUCUCCAUUCAAAAAGUAAAGAGAGACAAAUCUUUCGAACUGGGAAAAUUUGUGAAGUCUCAAAGACUCAAAGAAGACACCACAAAGGAUUGUACUGAUUUCAUGACUCAGAAUAGCUUUAAAGCUAAAGAAACUAUUUCUCAAAAUAAUAAUACAUUCUUAGUAUUAGGAAAUGGAGAGGUUAUUGUUGCUGGAGACAUUGUGAAAUCACUGGUUCCUUGCGAUGUGAAGAAAAUUGAUUCUGGAAUGUCAAUAAUUCAACCAAAUCAGAAUGUAACAGUGUCAAUAAAGUCUAUCCCAAAUGACCUUUCAUCUCACGCCAGUCAAGUUCAAUGCUCGAUUCCAAUAGCAAAGAACCAAAGAGAGGUGAACACUGAUGAUUCGAUGCUUCAUAAUCUGAAUAACGAACCAAGUAGUCAUAUUUGUACUGAAUCCGAACAAUGCAAUGUAUUUUUCGAAGCAAUCGAGUUGCUUCGACCAUAUUAUUGAUUCAAAGAUUUGCUGUAUUAA